Messenger RNA from Neopelma chrysocephalum (saffron-crested tyrant-manakin), 692 nucleotides. RefSeq names its product nuclear receptor coactivator 1-like. The annotation marks the transcript as partial. Lineage: Eukaryota; Metazoa; Chordata; Aves; Passeriformes; Pipridae. Gene Ontology annotation, biological process: cellular response to hormone stimulus; positive regulation of transcription by RNA polymerase II. Gene Ontology annotation, cellular component: nucleus. The record is from RefSeq and is a predicted model, not a curated record. The transcript is spliced from 2 exons. Gene Ontology annotation, molecular function: nuclear receptor binding.
GGGAACUGCUCCAGGUGGAUAUUCCAUGGGGUGAAUCCUUCGGGAACUGCUCCAGGUGGAUAUUCCCUGGGGUGAAUCCUUUGGGAACUGCUCCAGGUCCCUUUUCCAUGGGGUGAAUCCCUCAGGGGUUGGAUCCAGGGUUGGGCUCCGGGAUCUCGGAGCUGUUUUCCCACCCGGCUGAUCCCGGAAUUCCGGGAUUUUGGGUCUCCAGCUGCUCCAUCAGAACCGCCAGGCCAUCCUCAACCAGUUUGCCGCCGGCGCUCCCGUCGGGAUCAACAUGCGGGCGGGAAUGCAGCAGCAGAUCACGCCCCAGCCUCCCCUGAACGCCCAGAUGUUGGCGCAGCGGCAGCGGGAGCUCUACAGCCAACAGCACCGGCAGCGGCAGCUGAUGCAGCAGCGCGCCCUCCUCCUGCGCCAGCAGAGCUUCGGCAACGCCUCCGGAAUUCCGGUGCCCCUGGGAGCCGCCCGGCUGCCCCAAGCGCCCCCCCAGCAGUUCCCGUACCCGGUGCCCGGCUACGGCGCCGGCACCGGCAACCCGCCCUCCGCCGGGGCCGCCGGGCCCUUCUCCGGCGCCGAGGCGGCGGCGGCGGCGGCGCUGGCCGGGCGCCGCGGGAGCGCCGUGGGAGCCCAGUUCGGAGCCGGGAUGGUGGCGCCCGGCAUGCAGCAGAACGUCUUUCAGUAUUCCGGAGCAG